AUGAAGGUUUGCCUUUUUGUAUUAGCAUUGUGGUGUGUUACUAUUCAUGGACUUUUGUAUCCAGAAGAAAGUGAAACUAGACAGAUUCGAUCAUUAGAUGGUCUAUGGGAAUUUCGACUCGAUGAAGCUGGUGUAGGUAAAACUGAGCAAUGGUUUGCCAAGUCAAAUUUACCUUCGCCUACUAUUCUUAUGCCUGUGCCAGCCUCGUACAAUGAUAUAACACAAAAUAUUACUAUUCAUCAGCAUAUUGGAAUGGUAUGGUAUGCGCGUGACCUUUUUUUUCACAAUACCGCACCUCGUUGGGUACUUCGAUUUCAAGCUGCUCACUAUGAAGCAAAUGUUUGGGUCAAUGGACAAUCAGCAGUGGAUCAUUCCGGUGGACAUUUACCUUUCGAAGUUGAUAUUACUCGAUUCAUUCCUAGUAAUGUAAGCUAUUCGAAAGUACGAAUUGUUGUCGCUGUUAAUAAUACUCUUACAUCUACAACAUUACCACCGGGAUAUCUACAUAUUUAUAAUCCAACCUAUCGUGUUCUUGAAACUCCAUUUGAUUUUUUCAAUUAUGCCGGUAUAGAUCGUUCAGUUAUACUUUAUUCUACCUCGAAUAACUAUAUCCAAGAUAUCACUAUUGACACAGAUAGCAUUGAUUUCGAUAGUCAACAUGUAGCUACAUCCGCUGUUCUUUCUUAUUCUGUCACCAUUGGCGGAACUACUCAUCAAGAAAAUACUCUUCGUGUAAUUAUUGAACUCUUUGAUGCUCAAGGCAUGCUUGUAGUGAACAAUACUGAUUCUCAAUCGCGUUUAAUUGUGAACAAACCAAAUCUAUGGGAACCAUGCGGAAUGAAUCAUACUCAUCCGUGUACUGAAGAAAGUUAUUUGUAUACUCUAAAAGUGACACUCUACGAUGAUGUAUCGCCUAUGAAUAUCUUAGAUAUCUAUCGUAUACCACAUGUUGGAAUUCGUACUAUUCGAUUGACUGACUCAAAAUUUUUAGUCAAUGAACGUCCAUUCUAUUUUCACGGAGCGAAUGCCCACGAAGAUAGUGAUAUUCGAGGAAAAGGAUUCGAUCGAGUAAUUCUAGCUAAACAUUUCAAUUUAUAUGGUUGGUUACAUGGUAAUGCAUUUCGAACAUCCCAUUAUCCGUAUGCUGAUGAAUUCUAUGCCAUGGCUAAUCGAUUUGGUAUAGCAAUUAUCGGUGAAACUCCAGCUGUCGGAUUGAAAAAAGAUCAAUUCGUUUCACAAGCUACUUUAGAUCAUCACAAACAAGUUGUCACAGAAAUGAUUAGUCGUGAUAGAAAUCAUCCAUCAGUUCUUAUGUGGUCGUUGGCUAAUGAACCUGAAUCUGGUGAUCCUGAGGCAAAAGGAUAUUUUAGUGCGCUAGCUAAUUUUACAAGACUAUUAGCAGCAGGUCGUCCUAUUACUUAUGUUAUUUCAGCUGCUUAUAAUAGUGAUCAAGGUAUUCAGUUCUUUGACAUGAUUUGUAUAAAUCGUUAUUUUGCUUGGUAUAGUCAAGCCGGUCGUCUAGAUCAAAUUCCAUCAUUGGUAUCUGAAGAACUUGCUAAUUGGCGACAUAGAUUUCCAAACAAACCAAUAUUAAUGAGCGAAUAUGGCGCAGAUACUGUGCCUGGUCUUCAUAAUGAUCCACCAUUGAUGUUUACUGAAGAGUAUCAAAAAGAUUUCCUAUCUGGUUAUCAUGGAUCGUUUGAUAAUGUUUCUUCUAUUGUUCAUCCAGAUACAGGUUAUUUUGUUGGUGAAUUAGUCUGGAAUAUGUUUGAUUUUGCAACUGACCAAAGUAUUAUUCGUGUAGGUGGCCUAAAUCGCAAGGGUCUAUUUACUCGACAGCGCCAACCAAAAGCAGCCGCUUUCGUUAUGAAAAAACGCUACCAAGAACUUGAAUUCAUACCAACAGAAGUAGCACACUAG
Molecule: messenger RNA, 1920 nt
Organism: Rotaria socialis
Lineage: Eukaryota; Metazoa; Rotifera; Eurotatoria; Philodinida; Philodinidae
Source: the annotation of a GenBank genome assembly